Spodoptera frugiperda (fall armyworm) is the source of this 4836-nucleotide messenger RNA. It is a transcript of the gene Rheb, whose product is annotated as GTP-binding protein Rheb homolog. The transcript has 5 exons. Gene Ontology annotation, molecular function: GTP binding; GDP binding; GTPase activity. NCBI's taxonomy places the organism in Eukaryota, Metazoa, Arthropoda, Insecta, Lepidoptera, Noctuidae. The coding region runs from base 140 to 688 and encodes 182 amino acids. Gene Ontology annotation, cellular component: plasma membrane. Gene Ontology annotation, biological process: small GTPase-mediated signal transduction. The record is from RefSeq and is a predicted model, not a curated record.
GUCAGACAUGACAUAUGUCAAACAAGCAAAAAGUGCUGGAGGAGGAGAAUUAUGAAUUUGGUUGAACUUGUGUUUUUACAUUUUUCAGCUUACGUGCAAAUAUUUUAAAGGUUUUAAAAAUUCUAGUACACUUUUCAAAAUGCCAUCUAAGCAAAGGAAGAUUGCUAUGAUGGGAUAUCGCUCUGUGGGUAAAUCAUCUUUAAUUAUACAGUUCGUAGAAGGUCAGUUUGUUGAUUCCUAUGAUCCGACAAUUGAAAACACUUUUACUAAGUUUAUCCGUCUAAACUCAACUGAAUAUGAAGUGAAGCUGGUGGACACUGCAGGUCAAGAUGAGUACAGUAUAUUUCCACUUCAGUACAGCAUGGACUUCCAUGGAUAUGUGUUAGUUUACUCCAUUACUUCCAGUAAAAGUUUUCAAAUAGUACAAAUAAUUUAUGACAAACUGUUGGACAUGGUUGGGAAAAUACAUGUACCUAUUGUGUUAGUUGGUAAUAAAACAGAUCUUCACUUAGAAAGAAAAAUCAGUACAGAGGAGGGCAAAAGACUAGCAGAAAAAUGGAAGGCUGCAUUUGUGGAGACUAGUGCUAAAAGAAAUGAGUCUGUCACCGACAUGUUCCAUGCUAUAUUAUUAGAGAUUGAGCGAUCAGAUGGACAUAUACCAGACAAGAAUGGGUGCGUAAUUUCUUAAUACAAGUUUAUCAAUAAAGAACAAAGUGCUUUUUACUUAAGUUAAAGUGAUUUAAAUGUAGUGUUUGUAUGUGCACAGCAAGCUAAAUGUGGCGACCAAUGCGAUUUUGGUAAUUAUGAUUCAAAUGUACUUCUGGAUGCUUAGUAAAUGUAAGCUUAGGACAAAAUAAUAUUUCUAUUACGAAUGUGUCAGAGAGUUACUUCAUUAGUAGUUUCAAAGUUUAUAAAUCGAUUGUUGAGAAUAUACAUCUUAAUGAUAAGUUUCUGGGAGUAUUGUACAUUUGUUGUGUGUGUGAAAACAUUAUCUUACCUCAUGUUUAUUGCAUUAAUGAUUGUUUAUUUACUUUAUUGUGGUUAUAAUAAUGGUACAAAAACUGUAAAACAUCUUGUCGUUACAAUUACAAUUUAGUGUAUAAUUUUAUUUAUUAUUUUAUACUUUUAUAUACUUUCUGUUUUUUAGCUAUACAAGCAGUUUCAAAAAAUGUACAGUCUCGUAAUUAAAUGUUUUUGAAUAUUUAUAUAAAAAUAGAAAAAUUCCAAUGUUAACAAUAUCAAAGAAAUUAUAUAUUUUGUAAUAAAAUGUUAAUUUCUUUCUAAUAUAAAUAAUAAUUUUGUUUAUAAACAUGUUUUAAUGAACAACAUUGUUUGGUGAUUUAACAAUGUUGAAACUUAUACUUGUAAGUAUAAAACCAAAGGUUCCUUAUUGUGUUUUAUUUUGAAAUGUGCUACGCUGGUUGGUUGUAAAAGCAUCCAAAUAUCUAUAAAUAUGUAAGCAUAUAAUACUUUAUUAUUUUAUUGUUAGGUUACUAAGUUUGAAGUACAUCAAAUUAUGCAUUAUUAUAUUGUAAAAAGUGUAUUGUGUUCAUUUUAGACAAUUGUUAAUAAUGUAUUGAAGACUAAAGAAAUUAUUUUCAAAUUAUUGAUAGCAAGUUGAAGAUGAGUGUAAAUUCUGAAUUUGGCAUGGAAUGUAAAGCGCGGCAAUGACUGGCUAGAUGUAUAUGCCAAUAGGCAAGUCUGCUGGCAUAUCUAUCACUGCCAUAAUCGCCUGCUUUAUUCAAGUGUCUUCUGUUGCUUCUGUUGGUACUCAACGUAAUAUAUAAUUUAGUUUAAAAGGCAUAUUAUAUUGUGUUCAAAACAUAGUUUCUAAAUUCCUUUUGAUAUGAGACUUAUCUUUGUGAAUGUACUUAGCUUGAACGUCAUUGUCAAUGCCACACUUGUACGUAAAACCUAAUUAUAUUAGAUGCGUAAUUCACACGAGUCUUUACUGAAUCAUACUAGCAUAUUGCUCUCUUGUCUAAAGUGUACCAUUUCAAUGCUUCAAAAUAACUCUUGUCUAAAAAGUAUUUGUUAUUUUAAACGUUAAUUGACCUCACUUGCGUCUGUACAUUUUAUUAAUGAUAAAUAGCUAUAAUCGGGCAAUAACUAUGUGGUCUAUAACAGAAUAUUUUUGUAAAAAAUGUCUAUAAUAGAAUUAUUUAUGUACCGAGACUUUUUUCAGUAUUUAAAUGUUAACAACUAUACACAUGUCACAGUAUUUGACAUUUAAUUGCUGCUUACUCAUGAUUUUUAAAGUCGGGAGAUAAUCUUUCUGAUUAAAUAAAAUCCAAAAUCAUGGUCACUGUUUCGUUCGGGAUUCCCCUCUGUGCCUCACCACGCUUGAAUGGCGCUUGCCUGAUACUGCUAUGUGAGGUGAACCCACGUAUAGAACUUCUUGACUAUGGUGUAAAUUGAAGAAACUGAGAAUAUGUAUACAUAACAAUAACUAUAUUUGUACCUUUCAAAAACUUAUUUUAAACUCACAAUAAUCAUGUAUAACGGAGUUUAUUUAUAAAACCUUAUGCACUGUUUUACAAUACAUAAUUAUGGGAAAAUAAGGUAGAAAAUAAAUCCCGGAUGCAACAGUCACCUGUUCUCAAAAAUUACUGGUUGGAUUUAUGUACAACUUAUGCUAUGGAUAGAGAGUUCUAGGGGGAGGUUUAACAGCAGAUAGUAAUUUAGUAAUAGAUAUUUGUCACUUAAUGAUGGAAAAAUAUCUUAAUUAAUCACAUAUUAGCCUUUCCUUAGCAUGUUUUAGAUCACGUUCUAAUGUUAGUCACAUGGAUAAUGUUGCGAGCAACAUUGCCGAUUGUGAAAAAGCAGUGAGCAAUUGUAAUGUAAUUUUGCAGAGUAUGUUAGGGGAGGUAAUUGUGCCUUAGUUAAACCAAUUAUCAAGUUAUAAUGAGGACAAGAUUGUAGCGUUGAAGACUCUAAAAAUAAAAAGAGCUAGUUAGUAGAUAGAAAGUGACUUUAUGAAUGGAUGACAACACGAGAUGGAUUGUUAAGAACUUUCUUUCCAAUUUAACAAACACUCAAACUAGGCGUAGUUUUGGCUACUCAAAAUGCUAUCAAAAUUCAAUAUUUAUGGGGAAUAGUUCUAUUCCAAGCAUAAUGAAAGUGUUAAGUUACAUCAAUAUGAGAUAUAAUAAAUAUAUACAAACUUAUUUAGUUAUGGCAACCAAUGACAUGUUAGCUAUGUAAAUUAAAUUGUGGAAAUAUCAUAUUUUAGGUAUGAUAAUAUUAUACAAAACUGUUACUAGAGAUGCUGUAGACAUGCAUGAAUACAAGAUGGCAUAAUGUGUAAUCAUGUGUUCAAAUACUACUCGAUCAUGCUUGUAAUAGUCAACUAUAAAAAGAGGAGUAUAUCAAAAUGUUGGGUCGUUAUUUGAGCUCAACAUAAAUGUGAAUUUAAUUUAUGUUUAUACCGAAGAGUGAAAUCUUGAUAUAUUAUAAUUUUAUAAUUAUUAUAUAAUCGAAUGUUACAGUGGUAAUACUUGUAUAUAAAAAGACACUACAUGUUAUUUUAUGGUGACACCAACUUAUCUGUUUAUAUAGAUAAAAGUAUAGUAAAUAAGGAACUAUGAGUACUGCUAAAAAUUUUGUCUAUUUUGAGCAGAUGGUUGGUGCAAUAAACAGUUUGUAAUAAAUGUAUAUAAUAAAUUUUAGGUUUCAGUAGCCAUGCCAAUGGCAUCACAAACGAUAGGUAAUAUUAGGGAGUUUGGGUCUUGAGGUCAACUCUAUUCAGUUCUACAGUUCCAUAGCUUUGUUUUCAAAAUAUCAGUAAAAUUUUGGUACCAUGUAAUUAUAUCAGGUCAUACUUUGAUAAAUAACUAACAAACAAUUACUAUGUCCGAAAAUAAUACCGCUUUAUAACAAUAAAGCUAAAAUAAAAUGAAAAAUCAUGUCAUAGGCUACGUUAAGUUUUGUAUAAAUUAAAUUAAGCUUUUGUAAACAUACAUAGCAAUGGAGUGUAAAUUUUAGGUCUGCGAGUUUUACAUUUAUGAAUUUCCUAAUGCAGUUAUGUAUAUGUAUGUGUGUAUGCGUAAGUUUUUAUACGAAUUUGUCUCAAGAAGAAUUGAUUUGAAAUCUGUUUAACAUCGAACAGACGCCAUACAUGAAGCUCCUCCAAUCGGUAAAAGAUAUUUUUAAUGUCGGGAUUAUGGGGUACAUGCACUUAGUCUUACCACUAAUGUGAAGUGACCCUUAUAUUUUUUGAAAAUUCAAAAAUAGACCAUAUAUGACCUAAAAUUUUAAUGGUCUAACAGAUUGGAGCAGGUUUACCUACAGCUGGUGUCUAGUCUGUACGUACCUUUAACUAUACUGGUGGACAAUGAAUACAUAAAUACCCAUUCUGAUUUGUAUUCUUAUAUUAUACUUACAAAUUCAGUGUCUAAUUGUAAUAAUUACAACCAAUAAAAUAGUUUUGUUUUUAAAUAUUCACGACAACCGCGUCUUUGUAAAUGGCCUAAUUUCAUUCGCCACCAGUGUAUUUUUUAAAUCCUUACACAAUUUUCUUUAUUUCUUAAAUAUGUAUAUCCUAUGAUACAUAGGUAACUGAUUAAUAAUUUGACUUAUUAAGCAAAGUAAAAUGAAAUUAUUAUUCUGAUAAAAUUGAUUGCUUGUCUUCUAUUUUAGGUCGUUACCCAAUUUUUCUACUUACGCAAAAUACAUUGCCCAUUGCAUAGCGGAGCUAUGUAGUAUAAUUUUAGUUAAUAAAGCUUAGUGAUUUAGCUAUUCACAAAUGUGCAAAAAAUAUAUUUGUGGCGUAAUCUUACAUGUACCAUGUAUCUAUUUGUAAAUAACUACGAUUUAAAAUAAACAACUGCCACAACA